AAACUCACUUAAACGCAUCACUUGCCUGGACGCGUCUGUAGAGAUCUUUGAAAUCUGCCACUUCAAAUUUAAUUAGCUGCUAUUUGCUUGUUUAUUUUCUUUUAAUUUCUGCAGAGUUCGCCCUCUUCAGUUACUCCACCUUGACCUCCCAGGAUUCACUUUAUCACAUUUUCAUAUCCUGAGGGCAGGACUAACUUGUUUGCUGGCUUUCCUCCCAGCUCCGGUGUUGCGUCAUGUUUGGGAACUUCGCUCCAAUGAGGGACUCGCUUUGUGCUUUGUGGAGGGAGAGAGAGGGAGAGAGAGAGAGGGAGAGAGAGGGAGAGAGGCGGCUGCAGCGUUUCCACCAACAGGACGGGAUCCAAAAUACCCACAUCACCUGCGGAGACGAGCUGGAUUUCCCCCCGUGGUUUCGGAAACAGGCACCCUGCGCGGUUACAGGAGAAGCGCGCUCCGUGUGGAAAGAGAUCCUGAAGUGGUUCUAGGUGAUUUUGUAUCAGGAAAUAGAAAUUAAAAAAAAAAAAAAAAAAAAAAUGAGCGCGCAGUUUUGUCCUUCUUGAGGACAGGACCUUUGAAGCAACAACAAUGGGCUGCGCCUGCACCGAGAGCUCACGCAUGGAGCCGCGCUGCGCACACACAUGGGGAUUGUAGCGCGUCCGACGCAGGCGGAAUUUGUCAGUUUAGUUGUAAAACAGUGUUUUCUGCGCUGAAGGGUCAUCGGUCGGAGCCCGCGAUGCCCGUGAGGAACAGGUACAACCUGGUGGACGAUGUGGCGGACUCUAGGCUUCCGCUGCACAACGAGGAGGCUUAUCAGCAUGGGAUUUAUUUUCAAGCCAAGUACGUGGGGAGCCUCGACGUGCCCAGACCCAACAGCCGGAUGGAGAUCGUGGCGGCCAUGAGGAGAAUUCGGUAUGAAUUCAAGGCUAAGAACAUCAAGAAGAAGAAGGUCAGCAUCGUGGUGUCCGUGGACGGGGUCAAGGUGAUGCUGAGGAAGAAACAGAAGAGAAAAGAGUGGACGUGGGACGAGAGCAAAAUGCUGAUCAUGCACGAUCCGAUAUACAGGAUUUUCUACGUAUCUCAUGACUCCCAGGACCUAAAGAUCUUCAGCUACAUCGCAAGAGACGGCUCCAACAAUUCCUUCAGAUGCAACGUGUUCAAAUCAAAGAAGAAGACGCAGGCCAUGCGUAUUGUGCGGACAGUGGGUCAGGCGUUUGAGGUUUGCCACAAGCUCAGCCUGCAGCACGCCGAGCAGGACGCUGACGGACAGGCCGAUGGAGAGAGCGACAAGUCUACGGACGAGACCAGCAGCCACGGUCGCAAACUGACGGGAGCUGAGCGAGAAGACGAGGACGAGGACGGUAAACGUGGAGGAAGACGGGGUGGAGGAGAAGACCCUUCCGCUGGAGCUUCGCUGUGUGAGAAGGCAGUCAGCGAAAUUCUGCAGAGCCUGGCGGAGCUGAAUGUCGUCAAACCCGGACAGACCAUCAUGGACUUUGAUCGACGGUCCUUCUUCACUGUGACAUCACAAGGCGUCACUCCCAGCAGCCCCUGCUCUCCGUCUCUCACUCCCCUGGCGUCGCAGCACUACCUGCAGCUCCUCCAGCAGCAGCUGCAGCAGCAGCAGCAGCACACGCAGGUGGCUGUCGCGCAGGUGCAGCUGCUGAAAGAUCAGAUGGCGGCAGAGACGGCCGCUCGCAUGGAGGCCCAAGCCCGCGUCCACCAGCUGCUGCUGCAGAACAGGGACUUGCUGCAGCACCUGGCCCUGCUCGUGCAGCAGCUGAAAGAGCUGGAGAACCGCUCCCCGAAAACAACCGGGCAGCUGCAACAGGAGCUCCGAGCUAACGGACACAAUGGCCAUCCGUCAUUGUGCAGCUCGGUUUCCGCGUCAGCAAAGUCUCUCACUCUGAAUCUGAAAAAUCACUACAGUCAGACCCUGGACCAGCUCAUCACCUCCACGCCCUCGUGGCCGCUCCAAACCUCCCAGGUGGACAGUGCAGAGUCCUACCUCAACCUGCUCAACCUGGAGAGCAGCACCAAGCCAGCGGCCCCGGUCGGCGACCUGGACCCCUUCAUCAGGGCCAACGGCACGGCGGACAACGGGGAGAGCUCCUGCAACGAGAUCGUCCCGUUCGCGUCGAGAAACUCUGCCAGCAUGGAUGACAAGUGCAAACAGAUCAUCCCCAAACUCGACCCGCCUCCGCCCUCCGUGAACCGCAAGAGGGCCAGCAGGACGUUAUCUCCGGGGUCGGACGUCACAGCUGCGGCCGCGCCCGGCAAGGUCACCUCUAACGACGCGGCCCCGAGCCGCAGCAGCAGCCUCUCGUUCCCCGACGUCACGCCGGGCUCCCUGUCGUCCGGCGAUUUCCACUCGCUCAGUAACGGCGAGAGCAGCUCCUGCUCGGCCAGCGAGGACUCGGGCGUGCGCUCCGAGACCAAGUCCCUGCUGUCCCCGCUGCGCGACGACGACGACCUGUUCGGGGAGCGCGGGACUUUUUUGACGGCCUCCAGCGGCUGCGACAGUCCCCUGGAGGAGAGGUGCGAGGCGGUUCUCUCGCCGCCCGAGUCGUAUCCCCCCGACCCCUCAGCCCUCGGCUCCCAUUCAGACACCUGCACUCACCCCCUGCCCUUCUCCUCCCUGAUGAAUGACACCUGCCUUCACAUCAGCUUCUCCGAGGAUGAGCUGCUGGAGAGCAGCCAGGAGGACCCUAAUGCUCCGCAGCGGAGUUAGGAGCGCGAGCAGAUGUCCCCCUUUGAGAUGUUUCACUAUGUUCUUCAAUCAACUUUUAAUCUUAAUCUAUCCUGUGUUCGGGCCGGGCUCCGGUUUUAAACCGUUCCAUUCGUUUGUGACACAGUGCAGACGUAGCAUAUACUGAAACUACUGAAAAACAAUGUGUAAAUUAUUAGCCGACGGACAGAUUUAGUAUUUUUGUAAUGAGAUUAAUGAUCUAACUUUUUAGCGACUAGAAUGUUAAGCAGAAUACAUGUAGCACAUUCUUGCACUGUGUGAGUCACGCGUAAUUUUACCGUAGAGUUCAAAGCCAGUGAGGAGAAACACGUUUUAUUUUUGCUAGUGGUUCGGUGUUUAAAACGUUGGUAUUUUGUAUGAUGCUUCACUGUGACGACGGCCGUCGCGGAGACGGCGGUUUCUGCGGGGGGGGGGGGGGAUUCGCGAAUGGUCGCGCAAAUGUCGGUGAUGCCGGGAAGAGCCUCGGCUUCUGCAGAGCACCUGACGGGAUCGUGGGUGGAGAGGAAAGAACAGGAAAGUCAGUGAAAGGGAAAAGGGAGUUAGAUAGAUAGAGGCGAGUGGGGGUAUUUUUUUUUAGAAGGUUUUACUCGUGUUUUGAGGUUUUCAGACUCGUAGGUUUCACGGCGAAGCAGCACUGAGGAUGGCUGUGAAAUAGCUGUGUUGCAUUGGUUCUGUAUGUGUAGCGUGGAGCCAAUCUUCUAACAAAGAACAGGGAUUUCUGCAUUGGAUUAAAUGAAAGAAAGCAAAACCCCCCCAAACAUUGACAUAACAAGCUAACGGCCGUGGAAGCUUUGGAUUGCACCUGCGUGAGAGGAGCAUCUGUUGUAAGAAUGCACCCUGAGACUCAAUGCAAAGAUGAUUGGGGGGGGAAAAAAAACCUUGGAGUAAUGCAGGGCUGGCAGAUGGAUAUUCUCUGCUCAAGCUCUCUCGCUUUGUGAAAACCCCACAAAUCUUCAUCUCUUAGCGCUCUCAGGAUAAGCUGCCAACACAUGCAACGUUUAUUUUCCAUUUGGGUGCACUGCACUUGAGCCUAAGUUGCGGGAAAACAUUUUCAACUCCUUUCACAUACCUCAAUGUGUAGUACAGUUGCAUCAGUAAUUGGCUGAAUAGAUUAGUUCACCGACUAAUUGAGUCAACCCCUCUCAGAUAUCAGGGUGAACUUACAACAUUGGACAUUUUAUAGAUCAGAUAGUUAAAUAUUACGCGUAUUAAUCCGUUAGAGAAUGAGCUGUUUGGAUGUGCGCUUAACGAGAUGCUGCGGCUCCGUUAAAGGUCUUGAAUUAAGUGAACUCGUAUCAUCUUUUGACGUGUAGAAGCGAAAAUAAAAAGGGCAAAGAAGAUGAGGUGUGACGGAGAGGGCGCAGAGGUGCAGGUGUAAAGUGCCCACGGGCCAAAUAUUUUACACCCAGAAAUGAGGCUUUUCUCAGCAUCACCAUAUGGCGGGGGGCUUAACAGCAAUAACAUGUGAAUGGGGGGAAAAAUAAUUAUAAUAAA
Molecule: messenger RNA, 4237 nt
Organism: Mugil cephalus (flathead mullet)
Lineage: Eukaryota; Metazoa; Chordata; Actinopteri; Mugiliformes; Mugilidae
Product: carboxyl-terminal PDZ ligand of neuronal nitric oxide synthase protein
Exons: 11
Coding region: 731-2725 (664 amino acids)
Molecular function (GO): nitric-oxide synthase binding
Source: RefSeq, a predicted model, not a curated record